GAUAAGAAUUAUGGCUAUGGCAUUAUCAUAAGGUGUAUUAACAGUAUUAUGAAUAUUUUAAGUAUUAAAUAAUUUGUUUUCAAAAUGAGAAAGAGAACCGAAAGCGAUAAUUUACAUAAUAAUUCAAAUUGUAGUCACAGUGGUGACAGUGUGAGUGUCAGAGUUAGUGAGAACACUGACCAGAUGAAAACACCAGCAAUAAUCGAUUUAAAAACAGCUGGUUUGAAUCAACUAUUUAAAGUCAGUUUUAGACUUCCAAUCAGAAAAAUACAUCAUUUGAAAUGUUUUACUUCUAGCAAUACAGAACAGAAAAAUAUAAGUGAUGGAGGUAUCUUUUGUUACCAGAAUCAUAUUGUCAACAGAGUAGAAAUAAUGGGCAUUGUAGUCAGAGUGGACAGAAGAGAAAAACACAACAGUUAUGCAGUCGAUGAUGGAACUGGAGUCAUUAACUGCACUUGCUGGAAGAAUUCCAGGAUAUCAUCCUGUUCCAAAGAAUUCUCUGGACGUCUUCCCCAGUCUUUACAAAGUAAAUUCGGAGAAUUAAUUGUGCAUAACCGCACCAACAUGUUAGAAGGUUAUGACCUUGGUGAUCUGGUCCUGAUGUGUGGCAGAGUGACUGUGUUUCGGGAUAGACGAGAAAUUAAUGUCCUCUAUCAUCGUCGAAUAGACAACCCUAAUGCAGAAGUCGAAAGAAUGUCAAAAAUGUCAACCUACCGUAAAGUCUAUGAUGAGCCUUUCAUGCUUUCUCCAAAUCUAGAGAAACAGUUUGUAAAGAAUGUAACUGGAAACAGCUUGCCAAAUGUUCUGGAAAGAGCUAUACUUCAAAUAUUAAAUAAUCCAGUCAAUGAAAAGACAGAACUUGAUCCAAAGGAAAUGCUGUCAUGGUCGGCCAUAUCUUCAGUGUUUCAAUCUCAUGAGAAAGACGCCUCGGCCAAAAUAGACGAUCUGGAAACGGCCAAAAGAGACGCUCUGGAAACGUUGACGGCUGUGCUUCUUCACCUGGAGUCUUCCAAUGGAUGUGUUCUCUCAAGGCCGGGUCAGAUAUUUGAGGUCAUUCGUCCAGGCUGCCCCCUAGCCAACAAAGUAAUGGCGAUCAUAAAUGAAGCUUGCACUGGUGGUAAAAAUGCCGAGAGGGGAUGUCAUCGUCUGCAGGUGGAGGACACGCUGCGCCGGUCACGUGUCUACAGCUCAGUCCCGGCCUGUGUGGUGACCUACUUGCUGGACUGCCUGGAGACCAGCAGUGACCUGUUCAUGAGCGAGCCCCAGAGAUACAUGGCUCUGCAGACGUGAGGCGGCAUCGUGCAUGGGAAGGAGAAGACCAAGAAGCAAAAGAUAAAAAAAAGGAGAGAGAAUGUGUUGAGGGAGGAUGUAAAGAGGAGGGGGAGUGUUAAGUAUCUCAGUUGAAUUAUUUCACUCUGUGCAACGUACAUAAUUUUUUUUCUAGGCCAGGACUGUGUUAAUUGUUUAGACCAACUAAGAUUGUACCUGCUUUUUUUUUCUUUUGCAAUUGCCAAUAGAGAUACAAGUCAGUGUGGGUACAAUUAGAGGGAUACAAGAUUCAUUUGACUUCCUUCCACCCCCUUUUUUCCCCCAAAAAAAUUCUUUCAUAAAGGAAUUGCCAUUUCAAUGUAGCAACAUACUACAAUGAUUAUAAUAAUGUAGCACGAAUUUCUCUCAGAUGCCUAUUGGCAUACCCCCAUUAGUAAAUAUUUUAGCCAACAAAGGAAAUGUAUAUAAAUGUUCAGAUGAGCUUCCCACCCAGGAGCCAGCACCGCCCUGUGUUUAUUUCAUUACUUCUAAUGACUGUGCUCAUUGUUUCUUGAAAGAAAUGUAAUCUUGAUGUACUUUUUGUUUUGCUUUGUUGAAAAUGAAUUUGAAGAAUAAAUCAAAUGCAGUUUUAA
Messenger RNA from Biomphalaria glabrata, 1901 nucleotides. RefSeq names its product CST complex subunit STN1-like. Bases 85 to 1290 code for a protein of 401 amino acids. Lineage: Eukaryota; Metazoa; Mollusca; Gastropoda; Planorbidae. The record is from RefSeq and is a predicted model, not a curated record. Gene Ontology annotation, cellular component: DNA replication factor A complex; chromosome, telomeric region; site of double-strand break. Gene Ontology annotation, biological process: DNA replication; nucleotide-excision repair; double-strand break repair via homologous recombination. The transcript is spliced from 9 exons.